AUGCCCAGCGGGGUGGUGAAGGCGAUGGCGUUCAUUGACAACGGAUCCGACACCACGUUAUGCCGUACAAAACAGCAUCGCGACCCGGUCAUCUUCACUGACGAUCAGUACAGUGAAUGGCAUCAAGGCGACCAAGCGAAAGUGAAGUUGUUUACACUAGACAAUGCUGAACGAGUGGAUGUCACGGAAGCCUUCACCAUCGCCGACCUGCCAAUGCGAGCAGUAGAAUCUAUUGGGCAGUAA
This is a messenger RNA of Echinostoma caproni, 243 nucleotides long. NCBI's taxonomy places the organism in Eukaryota, Metazoa, Platyhelminthes, Trematoda, Plagiorchiida, Echinostomatidae. The record is from the annotation of a GenBank genome assembly.